This is a messenger RNA of Carassius gibelio (silver crucian carp), 809 nucleotides long. RefSeq names its product transcription termination factor 2-like. The transcript has 7 exons. Bases 1 to 687 code for a protein of 228 amino acids. NCBI's taxonomy places the organism in Eukaryota, Metazoa, Chordata, Actinopteri, Cypriniformes, Cyprinidae. The record is from RefSeq and is a predicted model, not a curated record. Gene Ontology annotation, molecular function: ATP binding; ATP-dependent chromatin remodeler activity.
AUGACUAUAUACCACCUUUUACGUGUUGCCUGGGCACGUGUGAUUCUUGAUGAAGCUCAUAACAUUAAGAAUCCUAAAGUCCAGACGUCCAUGGCAGUGUGUAAGCUGCGGGCUCGAUCCCGCUGGGCUGUUACUGGAACCCCCAUUCAGAACAACCUGCUGGAUAUGUAUUCACUGCUCAAGUUUUUGAGAUGCUCUCCAUUCGAUGAGUAUAAGCUGUGGAAGGCUCAGGUGGAUAAUGGCUCAAAGAGAGGAGGAGAGAGACUGAACAUCCUCACCAGAGCGCUGCUUCUUCGCAGGACCAAAGAUCAGCUGGACGCUGCUGGAAAACCACUGGUGUCUCUGCCUGAUCGGACCUGUGAGGUUCACCGGCUGAAGCUGUCUGAAGAUGAACAGGCUGUAUAUGAUGUCGUGUUUGCACAAUCCAGGUCUACACUCCAGAACUAUCUUAAGAGACACGAAGAAGGAAACACUAAAAAGGGAGACAGUAGCAAUCCUUUUGAGAAAGUUGCGAGGGAAUUCGGGAUGUCUCAGCAGGACUCGCUGUCUUCCUCUCAGCAGCCUCAGGCCUCCAGCACCAUCCACAUCCUGUCACUGCUGCUGCGUCUCAGGCAGUGCUGCUGCCACCUGUCUCUGCUCAAGAAGUCAAGGAAAUGGGACGUUUACAACAUGCCUCCCUGGAAGUGACGUCAUCGGCCCGAGAAGCAGCCAGUCUAUGGAAGCAGCUCACUGAUCAUGAGCAGAGGCUUGCGAGGGGAUCAUUUCCUUUUAUUCACUUGUAUUAAAACAUUAUUAUAAUGUUUAAUUUU